AUGGUAAAGAGGCAACAUAAAACUAGCUCAUCUUCGACGACAUCUGCCCAAAUACGAAAACCUGCAGUUACCACACGCUCAAGAAGUAGUCAAAAGAUUGAUUUGGUUAAUUCUAUUGAGCAACAAAACAAAAUCGCGCUUGAUAUGAAACGAAAACGAAAAUCGACCGCUGAGGUUUUUACACUCGGAGAAACUGAUGAAAUUAAUAGACAAUCAUCAUCUUCAAAUAAUACACAAAAUUCGGAAGAUAAAGAAUCUGUUUUGAGUCCUCCUAAACGAGCGAAACUUUCAAUAAGAUUUGGACAUAAUGAUGGCCAAACCAACGUUGAAAGUAAGGAAUUAAACCGGGAGAGUAUCAAAAUUCGUGAAAUGGUUGACGAUAACGCUCAAAAUAAUAAUAAUGAUAUCAAUACAAUUAUUGACAGUUUUAUGGAUGUUGUAGAAAUCAGAGGAACUCAAAUGGUAAUCGGAAAUUUUGUAAUAGAAUAUGAUCAAUACCAGGAAUUUAUGACGCUGUUAAAUAAAUUAUUGAACAUAUUAGAAACGUAUGAUUCCGAGAAAGUUUUGCAAAGCGCAAAGAAAAUAGGGAGCAAGAUAAAUCAUUCGGGUCAAGUUUUAAAUUUAACCCUAUUUCGAGCUAAAAUUUCUAAGCGUGCAUACAAAUGUUUGAAUGAUUUACAGGAUGAUUUUAUUUGUACGUGUAACGACGUCAUAACUACCAACCCUAAAAUGCACAAUGCUGGUACUCAUCUUCUUAAAUUUGGCUCUCGAUUAUUUGAACAAGCUUACAAAGAAUUGCCAAGUAGUAUAAGACAACUUGAGAAUCAUGAUAAAAAUUCAGGUGCAGUAAAAAGUACAUGUACAAAAAAUAGGCAAAAGAUUGCACUUGUUCAGCCAACUUUGGAUGGUCAUGUAUUUUCAAGUGGUGCGGUCAAACAACUUCCACAACAAAAAGGAAAAAAGGAUGCCUUUAAAUUAGUCGGUGAUUUGCAGGAUAUGGAAGUAGUAUCUUUGCAAUCCAUGGAUAAACAAGAAAUCCCGAAAAUUAGUUCGAUUCUUCCAAAAAGGAGAGAGAACCAUAAGUUGUUACAACCCGAAGAACGUAAUGUUCCUGGAAUUAAAUUCCAUAGGUAUAAGGCAUAUGCAUCAUUCGCACCAAUUUAUGAUUCAAGUGACGCAAUGUUAUCAUAUGAAGAUACAAUGUUGGCGCGCACUUAUAAAAAACAUAGCCGUGUAUCUAAAAGGAUUGAAAAUUCGGAUUUAAGUGAGGAGAAAGAAAAAUCAUCAUCCAACGUAGAGACGAUUUCUGAAGGAAUACCAGCUGAGCAGAAUUAUUCAGGAAAUGGCAAUCAUGUGGAAAACAGCGAUAAGAAGGACAAAUUUUUUGAAGAAAUUGAUGUGGAUUUAUUAUAUAAGAGUAUUAAACGUGCACAACCAAAUGAAAUUGAUGAGAUGUUAGACGAACAUGUAGAAAUCUUUAGAAAAGUGCUAUCAAUGCAAGAAAAAAGAUGGAUAAAAUCGAGUCAUAUCUCUGCCAAAGAAAGAAAAUAUGUAUAUAAGUUGCAAAAGCAACUUGCUAAUUUGAUAUCAAAUGUAUCGCCUUCUGAUAUCGUCUCAUUCAGUGCUAUCGAAGACGCCAUGGAUAAUUUACUAAUAAAGGAAAGGUCUUUUAAAGGUGUUCUACCACCCAAUAAAUCUUUCGCACAUCCUACCAAUGAGGUUUCUCGUGAUGUGUUUGGUAAUUUGUCUAAAUCAUCAGUAAAUAUGAAUUCAUAUGCGAGAAAUGAAGCACGAAUGAAUUCCAAAGAAGCAGUAACAAAUUCAGCAUCCCAUCAUCAAUCAAUGCCGUCACAAUCAUUACAUCAUCCUACUCCACAUCAUUUACCAUCAAUGGCGUAUGCACAAUCUUCACGUGCAGCAGCCUCCCAAGUUCCAAUGCGAAUGCAAUAUGGAGCAUCUCAAGGCACGAGUACUCAAAUGCACGCUAGUUAUCAAAUGACUUAUUCAAGACCAUUACCAACACAAUCGCAAGUUCAACCUUAUUAUUCUUCACAACGUUAUCCUUCUUAUGGAUAUCCUUAUUAUCCACAAUAUGGUUAUUCAAUGGGUCAUUCAACUUGGCAACAGAGACCAAGUUAUUAUUGA
Funneliformis geosporum is the source of this 2145-nucleotide messenger RNA. Lineage: Eukaryota; Fungi; Glomeromycota; Glomeromycetes; Glomerales; Glomeraceae. The record is from the annotation of a GenBank genome assembly.